This is a messenger RNA of Vollenhovia emeryi, 4333 nucleotides long. It is a transcript of the gene mnb, whose product is annotated as serine/threonine-protein kinase minibrain. The record is from RefSeq and is a predicted model, not a curated record. The coding region runs from base 10 to 1803 and encodes 597 amino acids. Gene Ontology annotation, biological process: peptidyl-serine phosphorylation; protein autophosphorylation; peptidyl-threonine phosphorylation. The transcript is spliced from 7 exons. Gene Ontology annotation, molecular function: protein serine/threonine kinase activity; transcription coactivator activity; protein serine/threonine/tyrosine kinase activity. NCBI's taxonomy places the organism in Eukaryota, Metazoa, Arthropoda, Insecta, Hymenoptera, Formicidae. Gene Ontology annotation, cellular component: nucleus.
AUUCACGCCAUGCAGGCCAGGAUACCCCACAGGUUUCGCGAUCCAGCGACGGCGCCCCUGAGGAAACUCAGCGUCGACCUCAUCAAGACCUACAAGCACAUCAACGAGGUUUAUUAUGCGAAGAAGAAGAGGAGAGCACAGCAGAUGCAAGGGGAGGAUGGCUCGCAUAAGAAGGAGAGGAAACUCUACAACGACGGCUGGGACGACGAUAAUCACGAUUAUAUCAUCAAGAAUGGGGAAAAGUUCCUCGAUCGAUACGAGAUCGAUUCGUUAAUAGGUAAAGGCAGUUUUGGCCAAGUAGUGAAGGCAUUUGACCACGACGAGCAAACGCAAGUGGCAAUAAAAAUCAUCAAGAACAAGAAGCCUUUUCUCAAUCAAGCGCAAAUCGAAGUUAGGCUAUUGGAAAUGAUGAACAGAGCGGAUACCGACAACAAGUAUUAUAUAGUUAAACUGAAGAGGCAUUUUAUGUGGCGGAAUCACUUAUGUCUGGUAUUCGAGCUGCUAUCGUAUAAUCUAUAUGACCUACUUAGAAAUACGAAUUUCCGAGGUGUGUCAUUGAACUUGACGAGAAAGUUUGCACAGCAACUGUGUACUGCCCUCUUAUUCCUGUCUACGCCGGAAUUGAACAUCAUUCACUGUGAUCUGAAACCUGAAAACAUCCUCUUGUGCAAUCCCAAACGAAGUGCGAUAAAAAUAGUCGACUUUGGUAGCUCGUGUCAACUUGGACAAAGAAUAUAUCAGUAUAUCCAGUCCAGGUUCUACAGAUCUCCAGAAGUCCUAUUAGGAAUACCUUAUGACCUCGCGAUAGACAUGUGGAGUCUGGGAUGUAUUUUAGUAGAAAUGCACACGGGAGAACCUCUGUUUAGUGGGGCCAACGAGGUCGAUCAAAUGAACAAAAUCGUAGAAGUACUAGGAAUGCCGCCGAAACAUAUACUGGACCAAGCGCACAAGGCGCGGAAGUACUUUGACAAAGUCCCCACGGAUGGCUCGUACGUGCUGAAAAAGUCCAAGGAUGGUAAAAAAUACAAACCUCCCGGCACGAGGCGCUUGCACGAUAUUCUAGGUGUCGAGAACGGCGGCCCCGGCGGCAGGAGGAUGGGCGAGCCGGGCCACUCGAUGUCCGAUUAUCUCAAGUUUAAGGACCUAAUCGUACGGAUGUUGGACUUCGAUCCGAAAACACGGGUAACGCCGUAUUACGCGCUUCAGCACAACUUCUUUAAGAGGACAGCCGACGAGGGGACCAACACGAAUGUCGCCGCUGCCAAUAGCGCGAGCACGAGUCCGGCAGUGGUGUCGAUGAGCCAGGAUCACGGACUGGUAACCAUGUCGGGACAGGGCAGCAGCAGCAGCAGCAGCGGCGGCGGUGGCGGCGGCGGCGGCAGUCUGCAGCAGAUGCAAGCGUCGAGUCUCCCUGGUGGCGGCUACCAGCCCAUGGAGUGCGAGUCCUCGCCCCGUCACACGGGCAGCCGGCGUGCCAUAACAACGGGCUACCCGUCAACGUCGGCCACUGGGGUGCCCGCGUCCGCCCCGAUGUCCAUGCAAUCCAUGGACAGCUCCCUGAUACAGAGCUCUCUUGGAUCGUACAAUAGCCUAAUUCUUCCUGGUAUACCCCUGCCUGCGAUGAUGACCUCGCCAAUGAUUCAGCAGCAGAACUUCUACAACUACGGCUACUCGGCUACUGAUACACACGGUAUGGUUAGACAGCCGUCAACGGUGUCGUCCGGUAACCAGCGAGAUCCAGAGAGAGAAGACAGCCCGAUGGUCGGGGUAUGCGUCCAACAGAGCCCAGUUGCUAUCCACUAAAGUGGCAAGAGAGGCAACUGAACGGUGGACAAUACAGCUUGUCGCGAACGUAAGACCGUGAAGAAGAUGAGUAGCUGAUUCACAGAGACGGCACGCCUUGAAUGAUAUUAUCGUGGCAUUGACAAGAAAACAAAAUUGACAGAAGGAAAAAUGGCAUGUUGAAACAUCUUGGAAGUCGUUCCCCGAUGCUGCUUUCUCAUCGUAAAGUCAAGAGGACAUAAAAAGAAACAUGGUGUCGCGAUUAGCUUUAACUUCGGCAAUGGAUUCAAAAAAUUUUUCGGACACGUUGGUUUGGCUGAACAAUUCUGAAAAACGCAAACGAAAUUUCCCGGAAAAUCCACGAAACAACCGCAAGUCACAAAGCCCAAAUCUCUCUGUGUGUCAAGAGAUCAUAGAAACGAAAAAGUACCCUAAGCUCGGCGGCGUUAACGAUUGUAUGAAAAGUCCAACGAGUAGGAGAUAAUGCGAUGGAAAAAAGAAGGUGUGAGAAGGAACCUCUGUUUCUGUUACGUUGCUGAAUUUUCGUAUUUUUUAUCAAGCUGACUGGCCCUAUGUUGAGAAUGAAUAUAUGUGUCUAACACGGAAGAUUGACGAAAGCUUCGAGCAUGGACAGACAGUAAUGGUCUAGUGAGGAUGAACCCAGCUGGCCUCUCGGGUCCUGCCCGAUUUCCACAGACACUCUUAGCAGUUUUUAGCAGAAACGGCUGAGCGGAAAACUUUCGGCAACCAAACUGUGUGGCCUAGAGAGCGAAAAAGUGAUAAUUACUAUUAUUACCGCGUAAAAAAAAGGGAGGAAAGAGUAAGAAUUACCAAUGUAAGCAUGUACUCCAAUAGAGUUUUAUACACGAUGUCAAGAAUGUAAACGGUUUAGCAAGUACUUGCGAGCAAACAGUCGCGUUGACUGCUAGUUAUUUGUACAAUACACUUAGGUGAAUGAUAAGAGUGCAGCUUUAGGGUUUAGCUUUUAAGUGUGAGGAGGUAAAACACACACACGUACACACGUACACACACAGACAUUGUAAACUCGAAUCUUUUAUUUACUUUAAUGGAAGACAAGGAUGUUGCAAACGUUAGUUUGUUGUUGAACAAGGACUUUAAACAAACGAGGUUUGCGCGGCUUAACAAUACAUAUUUAUACAUAAAAAAAAAAGCAGUAAUAAGAAAGUUAAAAAGCAGCAUACACGUAAGAUCGAUCAAGAAUGAUAUAAUCAUACAAAGAACCUAGAUACUUUAUAAUAAACAAUACGCGCGUACUCGCAUACACAUGUUUCCAACGCCAAUCGUCAUUGAUUUUUGCCGUUUUGCCCCGAUGGUCGCUGCGCUUAUGCCAUUCGCACCAUUCGUAAUGUAGCCCCUUUAUUUAUAUAGAGGACUCUACUUUUAUUCGGCUCAAUAUUUUAAAUCUCCAUUAAAAUGUGACUCUUUUAUUAUUUAUGUAUUGUAAGACUAGAUGACGAACAAAAAUAGAAAUUAAUAAUUUCUUUCUUAUUAUCAUCAACCAUAUUUUGUCACGAAACUACCAAUUGUAAGUGUAGUAUAGUACCUGAAGGCAAACCAUUAAAAUGCAACCAUAAUCCCUACCACCCAGAUGUUACAAAGGAAAAAAAAGUAUGACUUUUAAUAGAAAAUAAUAAUAUAUGCUGUAAAGAGAAAGAAAUCUUAAAGAAUUAUGCAUGUUGCUUUUCUGUAAUCGCGAUAGCAAAAUAUGGAAAUACCAAGUCUGUUUACAAGGUAUAUUUUAUAUAUUUGCGGCUUUUUAUACUCUUCCAUAUAAAAGAGAAUAUAUGAACGAAGACUUGAAAAAUUUAGAGAAUAAUUUAUCUGUAUUAUGUCACAUUUAUUGCAUUAUAUAUGGGACAAGCGUAAUCUUUUUUUUUUGUUGACGGAUCUUACCGAUUUAUUGUUGUUAAAUUACUUUUAAGACGUUCUAUAUCUAAUUUUAAUUGUUUCUUUUUUGUGGUCUCCGAUAAAUGAAGCUACAUGUGUAAUUCCCAAUGUAACCGUCAUCUUUAACAUUUUAAUUGCGAUGUCUUUUUUUUUGUUUUGUACGAAAAUUUUAACGCGUAAAUAUAAAGCAGCGGCAAAGCAAUUUCGUCUGCAUGACUGCGACUGUUGUCAAAAGAGCUUGGCCAAAAAGAAAAGGUAUUAGACGACCAAGAGAAUUCUUAUAAUGUAUUUUCUGGAAAAGUAACGAGUCUCACUAUGAAAUUUAGAUUUGAAUUCUUGUUGUAUUAGUUGUAAAUAUAUGAGAAAUAUAAGAUACUUUCGAGUAGCUGAGAAAAGUCUAACGUUUCACAAGCCAUUCGAUCUGCUAAGAAUCAUUUUAUUCGUGCGGCCUUUCGAAUGAUUUGUAUAUUUUUAUACACCUGCAAUACAAGAACAUUUGCAGAUUACGAUUUAACGAGAUAUACACGAGACAUUCUAUAUUGCAACUCAGAUGUUGAAGUUUGUUAUACUCGAAUUUAUAAUAAGUUACCGAACGAAAAACAAAUUUUCUAACAGUAUCUAAUAAAUAAUGGACAAAUAGGAA